CACGUAUCCAUUCUGGCACAUUGCCACGCACGGCCUUUCACGCCGUUUGCCACGCGCCUACCGCACUUUCAUUUCGCGACAGCCGCCAUGUCUACACCGCAUGCCACAUCAACGCGUCAGCAGCACCCCCUCAUCGUGGGUCCGAAGGAAAUCAGGUUGCGUGACCUGCCCGAGCAUACGUCUGCCGCGCCAAAACGUUUGUCUGCGCCGUCUAUCGCGCCGUCCAAGAAACACAAACCCACACCAACGCGUCAGCAUCUCACCCCCAUCGUGGGUCUGGAGGAUAUCAGGUUGUAUGGCCCGUCCGAGUACACUUCUGCUACGCCGAAGCGUUUGUCUCCGCCGCCCAUCGCGCCGUCCAAGGAACACAGACCCACACCGUUCGCCUCUUCGAAGCAAAGUGCAGGCACGACUACCGGGUCUAGCGUGCUGAAGGAGAGUCCGAAGAACAAACCUAAUAAUUACAGGGAGCUCCCCAACGAAGCUCUCCGUGCGCCAUUCUUAGACGACAAGGACGCCGACGGGAACUUGAUCGUCCGCCCAUGCUCGACCAAAAAAUGCAGCGGAAUUGUGUUCAUCGCCAUGCGGUACAAACUAUGCGACAAGUGUCGGAAGAGGUCCAGGGACAAUGCUCGGCGGAGAUAUCUACAGGCUAAGGAGAAGGCGAGAAUGUCAUCUCCGUCCAAGGUGGAGGACGAUCUCCCCGUACAAGACGCCAGCGCGCUCACAGUGGAAGAGCGCUUCGGGAAUUUCAUGCGGCAGCUGCGUACCUUGGGAAAGCUCAAGACCGCCAUCCUCGGCAAGCGAAAGGCUACGGAUGACUCGGACUCUCCUGCAGGUGGUUCAGCGAGCGUCAAGAAAGCGCACCUCGAUAUUCCGGAGUACCGCACUGAGGGCGAUCUGUUUGGCGCCUUCGCCAAGGCCGUAGCUGCCGCGCGUCUCAGCGAGACUCCGGGUAGGUUCGCCAUGCUGGUCGACUUUCGAGGUUGCUACUGCGUGGUCCGGGAUCUCGACGACCUAGAUGCUAAGGGCCGUAUCGAGAAGGUCGUGGACGUGGCCAUAAAGAAAGCUCGUCUUCCUAUCAGGUGAGGGUUACCCGCGCCGC
Molecule: messenger RNA, 1105 nt
Organism: Phanerochaete carnosa HHB-10118-sp
Lineage: Eukaryota; Fungi; Basidiomycota; Agaricomycetes; Polyporales; Phanerochaetaceae
Exons: 1
Coding region: 88-1089 (333 amino acids)
Source: RefSeq, a predicted model, not a curated record